This is a messenger RNA of Cyprinodon tularosa, 1853 nucleotides long. RefSeq names its product TGF-beta activated kinase 1/MAP3K7 binding protein 1 (gene tab1). The transcript is spliced from 11 exons. Lineage: Eukaryota; Metazoa; Chordata; Actinopteri; Cyprinodontiformes; Cyprinodontidae. Gene Ontology annotation, cellular component: cytosol. The record is from RefSeq and is a predicted model, not a curated record. Bases 10 to 1500 code for a protein of 496 amino acids. Gene Ontology annotation, biological process: protein dephosphorylation. Gene Ontology annotation, molecular function: protein serine/threonine phosphatase activity.
GUAUCCAACAUGGCGGCAGAGCCGAGGACUAUGAUGCAAAGCCAGCAGAGCUGGACAGAUGACGUACCUCUGUGUCAGAUGUGUGGGGUUGGAGCGGCACCAAACUUUGUUUACAGCCCCGAUGGUAAAGGAAGUCAGAGCCGCCCCAUUGAAGAUAGACAUCUCAGACUGAGAGGUGAAGAUGGCUGUUUCCUUUAUGGGGUUUUUAACGGUUAUGAUGGCAGCAAAGUGGCGGACUUCGCAGCCCAGUGUCUGACUGCUGAGCUCCUGCUGGGGCAGCUCAACUCCAGUCACUCAGACAACGACGUCCGACGGAUCCUCAUUCAGGCCUUUGAUGUGGUGGAGAAGAGUUACUUUAAUACAAUAGAUGAUGCUUUGGCUAAGAAAGCUCAUCUGUCCAACUACCUCAUGCCGCACAAUGAGAGCCAGAAGGUCCAGGAGCGCCUGAAGGAGUUGGAGCAGGAGGUGUCAGGAGGCGCUACAGCUGUGGUGGCACUGAUUCUCAACAAUAAGCUCUACGUCGCCAAUGUCGGUACAAACAGAGUUCUGCUUUGUAAGUCCAGCAGCGACGGCCAAAACCAGGUUCUUCAGAUCGGGCGGCCACAUAGUACCGACAACGAGGAUGAGCUACAAAGACUUGCUGCCCUCGGUGUGGAUGCAGCUCGGAUACGACAAGCGGGACAAAUAACUGGACAGACCAGCACCAGGAGGCUGGGAGACUACAAAGUAAAGAUAAACUACAAUGAAAUAGAUCUGCUAAGUGCGGCCAAGGCGAAGCCCAUCAUCGCUGAGCCAGAGAUCCAUGGCAGCCACCCUUUGGACGGUGUGACAGGAUUCUUGCUGUUGAUGUCAGAGGGCCUAAUAAAUGCCCUUGAGUCUGCCCACGGUCCAGAACAGGUCAAUCAGGAAAUUGUGGCCAUGGUAGCAGCAGAACUGGCCCAGCAGACCAAUUUGGAGACAGUGGCUCAGUCUGUGGUGGAUCGGGUCAAGAGGCUUCACCACGACGUCUUCGUGUCCGGGCGCCAGAGGGCGACCUACUGCUCUCAACACGAGGACAUGACCCUGCUCAUUCGCACCAUCAAUUACCCGCUGGCGGAUUCAGCGCUUACUCCCACGCAAGGUGGUCGUAUCUAUCCAGUUUCAGUACCAUACUCUAACAGCCAGAGCACCAGUAAAACCAGUGUGACCCUCUCUCUGGUUAUGCCUUCUCAAAGCACUCUGACCAAUGGGACCAACACGGCUUCCACCCUGGAAGAAAACACCCCCACACCAGGCAGCCAGAGCCCCUCAGCCACACUGCAGUCCACCAACACCCAGACACACAGCUCCAGCUCCAGCUCAGGGGACGGAAGCCUCUUUCGUCAGAGAGGGAGCCAAGCAGUGCAGCCUGAUGAGACUGGUAGGGUCCCACCCUAUGUGGACUUCACUCAGUUUUACCGACUGUGGGGAGCGGACAACAACGACGGUCAGAUCUCGCAGGGAGGCCUUGGACCCCAGUGAGGAGGAAGGUCUGAAGGCUCUGCCGUUAUGAAACAUGUGAAAUAAUGAACAAAAUACUAUUAUGUACUGCUAAAAAAAAAAAAAAAGAGGGUUUUGUGACCAUAACUUGGAAGAGACUGGACUGUCUGAUUUAUUGAGAUGAAACUGUGAGGAAGUGGUGUUGCACCACACCCAUUUUUGUGGUUUAUUUUCCAAACACAACCAUAGUGAUUCAGGAGUAAUCCAGAUUGUUGAUGUUAAUGUUGAAUGGGAAUCCAGGACCUGGAUGAAAAUGUCCUUCAAGGCCUUAAACUGAAAUGAAUGAAUGCAUUUGAUAGCACUGUCAAAAUAUAUCCUAUCUUCAGAUGAUUUAA